AUGGAUUUCAAAUUACUAGCCCCAAAGAACGACAUAAGGUCGCUGAAAGUCCAAGCGGUUGCCUCCUUCUGCAACGUGAAAUUGAACAUUCCCAAUUUCGAAAUUGGCAAGGAUGACAAGACGCAGGAGUUCCUUGAUUACUCACCCCUUGGUAGGCUCCCCGUUUUAGUAACCCCCAGUGGAAGUAUAUUCGAAAGUAAUGCCAUUAGUAAGUACCUAUGUAACAUAAGGAGGGAAAACAACCUAUUAGGAAAGGGAGUCUUUGAAGAAGCACAAGUAAACAUGUGGGUAGAUUUUAAUACCUACGAAUUGGAGAUUCCAGUCUGUUGCUACAUUAGCAAUAAGUCAAACGAGAAGUCCCUAAAACAUAUAGAAGAAACAUUUGCCUGCUUGAAUAAUCAUUUGUUGUUAAACCAGUUUAUGGUGGGCAAUGGAAUAACCUUGGCAGAUAUAUUCAUAUGUGUCAUCAUAAAUUUUGCAAUGAAGUCCGAAAAAAUAAAUGAGAACUUCUUAAAAAAAUAUGGAAACUUGUUUCGACUGUACAACACCAUUAGUAACCAGAAGCAGUUCAAGUACGUGUUUGCCAGUCAACAGGGCGCAGGAAAAAAAGCAGCUACCCAAGAGAAGAAUGUACAAAAAAAUGCAAACGUUGAGAAAAAGAAAGAAAAGAGCAACAAAAAGAAAGACAAUAAAAAUGAUGAGGAUGAUGAAUGUGAGUUGUUAAGUGAUGAACCAACUGAAAAAAAAACUAAGAAAGCAAACCCACUAGAUUUGUUACCCCCAUCAUCGUUUUCUCUUGAUGAGUGGAAGUACAAGUUUAGUAACGAAAAGGAUCUACUCAAUGUUGCCAUGCCCCAUUUCUGGAAAACAUAUGAUCCUAAAGGCUUCUCAUUAUAUUAUAUGAAAUAUGAUAAAUUAGAAGAUGAAUGUCAAAUAUCUUUCGUUGCUUGUAAUAUGGCUGGUGGCUUCUUGCAGAGGUUAGAUAACAAUUUUUCCAAAUACUCUUUUGCCGUUGUUACUGUGCUUGGAGAAAACAAGGAUUAUGAUAUCGAAGGAGUGUGGUUAUUCAGGGGCACCGAAAUUCCUUUCGAAAUGAAGGAUCACCCAUCAUUUGAGUACCAUGUCUUUAAAAAGUUGGAUGUCAACAACAGUGCCGACAAACAAAUUGUGGAAGACUACUGGUGCUCGAAGGAGUCCGUCGCCUCGCGCCCUCUCGUUGACCGCAAGGUUUGGAAGUGA
Messenger RNA from Plasmodium knowlesi strain H, 1239 nucleotides. Its product is annotated as elongation factor 1-gamma, putative. Gene Ontology annotation, biological process: translational elongation. The transcript is spliced from 2 exons. Gene Ontology annotation, molecular function: translation elongation factor activity. The record is from RefSeq and is a predicted model, not a curated record. NCBI's taxonomy places the organism in Eukaryota, Apicomplexa, Aconoidasida, Haemosporida, Plasmodiidae. Gene Ontology annotation, cellular component: nucleus; cytoplasm. The coding region runs from base 1 to 1239 and encodes 412 amino acids.